GUCACCGACCCACACCGUUAACCAGACGGACCAGGGCCCAACAAACAACAAGCACUCUAAACAAACCCGCGUCGAUCGACGCCUCAGAUCCUACCGGUCGGUCACCUCUCUAAAUCCCUGUUCAGGUCACUCUAUCAUUCCUCCUCCUCAACACGUUCUCCACGCAUCUCUCUCUCCAUAUACUACUCCUACCUACAAAGCAGUUGUGCAGGUACACGUGUAACCCCCAUCGCCUGCCUUUGUCGGUAAACGCUUCAACAGUGACGGCAAAUCUUCUCUGGAUUUCAAUCAUCUUCUCAACACGCGUAUAGACAUACCUAUACACACACAACACGCAUUUCCAAUUGCACACGACGCACCAGAGAGACCUGGCGGAUUGAAAUCUAGGGUUUUGUGGUCGAGAUUUGGGGGGUUUCGGUACGAUAAUGUCACCACCAGCUGCAACGUCUCGGACCUCCGCUUAUCUCUCCGCCCUCACCCUAGAAAUCCAGAAGAAGCUCCAACGAGCACUCGCGUCGCCAACGCAGAGGCGGAACUUGUUGCAGGAGCUAUUCGCGGACGUAGCUUUAGAGGUUGAUGACCGUGCCAGAGAUAUAAUUCUCACUGGGAAGGAUAUAAUUUCCCAUCAUUCUGAAGAUGAGACUCAAGGGCCGUUGUGCUUCUAUGAUGUACUUGCUGAUUAUUUUGUAAGGGAGCCUGAGAAUGGAAAUCCAGUUCUUGAUUUGAUAAUUCAACUGUGGAGCCAAUCAUUUGCGUCUCAUAUUUUCUCCCUUCUGUUCCACAAAUGGUUGUUUGAAGUCCAAAUUGAUAAUGCAGAAGUCCUCCUCCGUUACUCGUCAGCACUUGUUCAAGGUGCAACAAAUGUCUUCUGGAUCGACAUCCAAACAAACACAAGGCGUUUUCAAUCUCUCUUCUGGUAUCUUCUGGAGGAAGUGGCUUUGGUCCCCGAGCGAUUAAAGAAAAUUCCUCUUCAGGCCCAACGAGAUCUGUUUCUUCUACUAUCAAGGUUCAUAUUAUUUUACAACUUAGCUGACAAGCUUGAAAGCUUCUUGAAGCAUUUUCCUGAUUUUCCGACUGCGUUUUUUGUGGGAGGUCCAGCUGAUAAUUUUGUUAUUGAACUCACUGAUCAGCUUCAGAAAUUGAAGGUAGAGCCAGUGCUGUUACAUUACCUUUCACAGAUUACAGUUCUCCAGGGUAUGGAACUGAGAAUGACCACAAGUACAAGAUUGAAAGCUUGCUUGUAUAGCUUCACGUCUCCUGGUGGUCCAAUGUAUCCAACGAGAGUUGUUCGUCAUGCAGCUUGGGAAGCAUUAGAUUUCCUUUUUCCCGUUGGGCGUUACCCUCGGCACCUUAUAAGCUUGUUUUUUCGGCUGCUAUAUCCAUGGUACUGGCCCUCUUCCUGUUGGAACUUUAUUAUGUCUUGCGUUCAGGCGGUACUGUACUAUAUAUUUAGCUUGAUUUUCUCUGUUUGGGAGAAGUUGAUAAAACCAAGGAAAUCCUAAAGUUUAUUCUUGAUUUUUUCAUAUCCAACCUCAUGUAAAAAUUAUUUUGUAACUUUACGAAAGCCUUCUUUGUCUGCGUUGUGAAUGUGUGUUGUGAGUGUUCGCUUGAUCACCUUUCCCUGUAAAAAAAUGUUAUGUAGAUCUUAUGCUACAGAAAUUAAAACGAGGAUUUCAAUUCAGAUUACA
Rhododendron vialii is the source of this 1688-nucleotide messenger RNA. RefSeq lists its product as uncharacterized. The record is from RefSeq and is a predicted model, not a curated record. NCBI's taxonomy places the organism in Eukaryota, Viridiplantae, Streptophyta, Magnoliopsida, Ericales, Ericaceae. The coding region runs from base 426 to 1502 and encodes 358 amino acids. The transcript has 11 exons.